UUCACCAUCUCCUUUCCAGCUACAAGAUGUGCUGAACCCAAUGUACACAUGGGCCAUACAUAAGUAUUUACUCUUGGGAGCAAGGCAGGAUUAUCACUUUCCCUAGUGCUACCUGAGAUUUGCUUUCUUGGGAGAAGUAUUGGGUUAUUUUAUCAAUUAAUCUGUAGCUCUUAAACUGUUGCUGUUUUUCUUUCAGCGAAACUUUUGCUCCAGUGUCUUUCAGGUUUUUCCCUGUUAAACUCUCAGUAAGUUUGUCUUCCAUGUUCUGCUCAUCUGUUCCCUCAGCUACUGGACUGUCUAUAAAAUGGGCAGAUUCUCAGCACUGUGGGACAUGUUGCAGCUGUUUUGAUUCUGACCGAAUGGUGUUUGCUGCCUCUCUCCGGUGGUUUUGGUGACACUGGGCCAGUCUGCAACACUGGAGCAUUGGUUGGAGAACAUGGGAUCUGGUAGUUCUGUAAAUGUCAAUUACAAGUACUCCCUGCAGAAGUCUGAAAAUGCUUUCAAGGCAGCUGUUUUGAUCCAGCAGUGGUAUCGGCGCUAUGUUGCUCGGCUGGAGAUGCGCCGCCGCUGCACCUGGAGAAUCUUCCAAUCCAUUGAGUAUGCCUGUGAGCAGGACCAGAUCAAGCUUCACAACUUCUUCAGUUACCUCAUGGAGCAGUUCACACCAAGCAGCAGCAAAGAGAGGGAUUUUAUCAGUCGCAUGUUCAUAAGUGGAGAAAGCUACAAAGAGGCAGAGCUGGAAAAAUACUGUGACUAUGAAUCCAUAGAGGUGCCAGACUCCUACACUGGACCCCAUCUCUCUUUCCCACUCCUUCCUCACCAUGCAACUGCCUUGCUGGAAGCUUUCAAACAGAAACAACAGCUCCACGCUCGCUAUGUCUUAAACCUUCUGCAUGAGACCAGGAAGCACCUCAAGCAGCUGCCAAACAUCAGCCAUGUCUCCACCUGCUACAGCGAGGAGGUCACUGUGUGUGGAGACUUGCAUGGCCAGCUGGAUGACUUGUUCCUCAUAUUUUAUAAGAAUGGCCUUCCUUCCCCUUCCAAGUCCUAUGUGUUCAACGGAGACUUUGUAGACAGAGGCAAACAGUCCCUUGAGAUCCUCAUCAUCCUCUUUACCUUCCUGUUGAUCUAUCCAAAGGAGGUUCACCUCAACCGUGGGAACCACGAGGACCACAUGGUCAACUUACGCUAUGGCUUCACCAAGGAAGUGAUGCAGAAAUACAAGGUGCAUGGGAAGAAAAUCUUAAGGAUGUUCCAAAAUGUCUUCUGCUGGCUGCCCCUGGCCACCCUGAUUGAUGAGAAAGUCCUUAUUCUACAUGGGGGCAUCUCUGACACCACUGACCUGGACAUGCUUGAGAAAAUUCAAAGGGACAAAUUUAUUUCUGUAUUAAGAAUGAAGAAAAGGAAGGAGUCAAAUAGAAAAGUGGAAAUGCAGGACAUAAACGGGGAGAGCAAAUCUGAGGCUGAUGCAGCAGGGAACGAGGCAGCUCCCAGGCUAUCUCUGCAGCCCCAGCCAGCCCAGGCUCCCAGCACGGCCAACAGGCUGGAGUUCUCCAGGUGGAUCCGGCAGACGGUGCAGGAGCAAAUCGACACGUGCCGCCAGCUGGUGGACAUCAGCGAGUCGGAGCCAGAGGAGCUCACCUACUCCAGCGUGGUCUCCCUGAAGCAUGGGGAUGAGCCAUGCCAGCCUCAUCAGGAGGAGUGGCAGCAGAUCUUAGACAUUCUCUGGAGUGACCCCAUGCCUCAGGAGGGCUGCAGAGCAAACAAGGUGCGAGGUGGCGGCUGCUACUUUGGGCCUGAUGUGACAGAGAAGAUCCUUGAGAAGUACAACUUGCAGUUCCUCAUCCGCUCCCAUGAGUGCAAACAAGAGGGCUACGAGUUCUGUCACAGCCGGAAGGUGCUGACCAUAUUUUCAGCCUCAAACUACUAUGAGAUUGGCAGCAACAGGGGAGCCUAUGUGAAGCUGGGACCGGACCUCGUCCCCCACUUUGUUCAGUAUCAAGCAAACAAGUCGGCCCAUAUGCUCACUAUGACCCAAAGAAUCAGCAGAGUAGAGGAGUCUGCCUUCCGAGCUCUGCGGGAAAAGCUCUUUGCUCACACCUCCGCCCUCAUCAGCGCGUUCAAGGCCUACGAUGAGGACAACACAGGAAGGAUCACACUGAGCAACUGGGCAAUGGCAGUGGAGUCAGUCCUGCGCCUGGGCCUGCCCUGGCGAAUGCUGAGACCGCAGCUGGUGCGCAGCACGGAGGAUGGCAUGCUGGAAUACAAAUCCUGGCUGGAUGACCUGGCCAUGGAGCAGCGCAGCCAAGAGCACAUCCAGUCAAGCCUGCUGGAAGUCAUUUACCGGAACAGAUCCAACUUGGAGACAAUAUUCAGGAUCAUAGACAAGGACCAUUCAGGUCUUAUCUCGUUUGAAGAAUUCCAGCAGACCUGGAAGCUGUUCAGCUCCCACAUGAACAUUGAGCUCACGGAUGAUGGCAUCAAUGACUUGGUUCGCAGCAUCGAUUUCAAUAAGGAUGGGAACAUUGACUUUAACGAGUUCCUGGAGGCCUUUCGCCUUGUCAGGCAGUGCCAGGCGUGAGAGCCCACACGGGGCUGCCACAUCCAAUGCCUUCAUGUCUGAGCAGCCGGGACUGUGUCCCACCCAACUGCAGAGUGCCUGCGGAUGCUGAGUGGGGAAAGGGAAGGCGCGUACCCCAAGCAGAGACCAGCAGCUGUGACCCAUUAGGGAGAAGCAACAGGCAAAAUACAUGCCCUGCAAUUCUGACCAUUUGUACAAGAAGCUAUAUUUUAAGUAGAAAUGACUGUGCAAAGGGAAGAUGCAACUUUCUAUCUUAGUUACAGGUCUAUCCAAAAGUAGUAAAAUGGAAGUAAAGGUAUUACUUGGUUUUAACAAGGUAGCACCUGUGUGAUCAGGGGUUUCCUUUUAAUAAACAGUUUUUUCUAGACUGCUGUUUCUUGGCUGUUCUUGUUUUCCCUAGCUUGUGAGCUCUGUGAGCAACAGUGAUGACACCUACUUCUGCUGGUGUUCCUUUGCUGUGGUAAGCUUGUUCCACAAGUUUGAAGCAACUAAAUAAGUGCAGUGGAGCAACACUGUGAAGAAAAAAAAAACACAUCCGAAGUGCAACACUGUCUGUAGCAGAGGGUCUUGUUUAAGAAAGUGAUUGAGGUAAUUUACUUUUUCAAAACCGAGGGAAGUGCUCCCUGUUAGGGAGCCUGUCCUUCACAUUCAUGAUAUUUUCAGAGCAUGGUACAACUGUAGCUUAAGUAGAGUGAAGUGGGGGGGGGAGGUUGAAAAGCUUACAAAGCAAAAAAAAAAAGUAUCUCAAACAUGCAGCACAGUCAGACUAGCAGGGGAACCAUGGCAGAAGAAUUCACUUAACACUACUACCCCAGCCCCUGAAAAAGAGAAUUUUAGUGUCAUUUGAUUUCUUUAAAGAGCCCAUGUUAGAGCCUGUAUUGCACAGUGGAGAUGUUCUAUUAAUUGGAACUGUGCUUUCAAAAGCAAACUAAUCCUUUUCCCACUUUUUUUCAGUUGUAAUGAAACUAGGCUUCCACAAACACUCUCUCAUGACUAUACAUGCUGCAGCAUGCUUAGGCUGUAUUUUUGUUUUUCCAUCUAUCAAAUUUUAUGAAUGGGAUUUAUUUUGUUUUGGUGGCUAAUGGACAAAAUUAUUUUUUCCUCUGUUUCUGCUGUACAAACUCUUACUGCAGGUAACACAAGUUCUUUUGUUUCAGUUAUUAUCAGUGAAUUUUUUAAUGGGGGUGUUAAAAACUGCUCUCCAUUGCAUGGAGUAGGUACCUGCCCUGCAGCACUUGCUACCAGGCAGGGUGUAAGGGAGAUGGCUCUGUAUCUUGGUUUGGGGACUGAGGCUGCCAGCAGCUCUGUGCCAUCAGGUGCCAUCUCUGUGCCCAUGACUUGCAGUGCUUGGAGCAGAGUGAAGUGCACUUCCCUGGAGCUGUGAGCAGCAUCACUGAUGUAACCGAGAGCCAACAUCACACACCAGUUAUUACAAA
Molecule: messenger RNA, 4017 nt
Organism: Neopelma chrysocephalum (saffron-crested tyrant-manakin)
Lineage: Eukaryota; Metazoa; Chordata; Aves; Passeriformes; Pipridae
Gene: PPEF2
Product: protein phosphatase with EF-hand domain 2
Exons: 17
Coding region: 437-2581 (714 amino acids)
Biological process (GO): detection of stimulus involved in sensory perception; negative regulation of MAPK cascade
Cellular component (GO): nucleus; cytosol
Molecular function (GO): calcium ion binding; protein serine/threonine phosphatase activity; Hsp90 protein binding
Source: RefSeq, a predicted model, not a curated record